AUGCCACUCCAUCUUCUCGGCAAAAAGUCAUGGAACGUCUACAACCCAGAGAAUAUCGCCCGCGUCAAGCGCGACGAGGCACAGGCCAAGGCCCGCGAGGAGGAAGAUGAACGACAUAGGCAAGAAGCCGAUGCCGAGCGUCGAAUCCAGAUUUUGCGUGGAGAGCGCGUGCCUACACCUCCUCCGCCACCAUCUCCUCGUGAGUCGACAGAAACGGGAGCUCGGCAGGACAGAAAAUCCCACGACGGCCCUGGGAGAUUCCUCAAGAGACGCCGCCUGGCUGGUGAGGAUGAUACGGACAGAGACAUCAGAAUAGCCCGAGAGGAUGCAGCUCAGGCUAUUGCUAAACGAGAAGAGCUAUCUCUGAGUUCACAGCGGGACCCUGAGAAGAACCUCGAGGCCGAAGCCGAGGCGGAGCGAAAGCGGCGCGGCUUUGAAGACCAAUAUACAAUGCGACUCUCCAAUGCGGCUGGGUUCAAGGAAACUGCUGGCCGUCAACCAUGGUACUCGUCCGGUGGCCAGGCUGCGACAGCACCGGAUGCAAUGCCCGAGAAGAACGUAUGGGGCAAUGAAGACCCGAUGCGCAAAAAUCGAGAGAAGGCUCGUAUGGAUGUCAAUGAUCCUCUUGCAGCUAUGAAACGCGGUGUGCGCAAGUUGAAAGCGACGGAACAAGAACGAAAACGAUGGCACGACGAGAAACGAAAAGAGAUCGAGGACCUCAAAUCUGAUGAGCGCCAGCAGUCAAGACACCACCGGAGGAAGCGUUCAAGAUCCAGGGAUAGUCUUGACGAUUUCCGGCUCGACGGACCGGCAGUCAAAGACCGAAGCCUUGAUGAAAAAGACCAAACGAGUUCUCGCCGGCACCAUCGUCACCACCGAGAAAGAAGCCGGGAACACUCGCGUCGGGACCGUAGUCGGGACCGCUCACAUCGGCGGUCACAUAACUCUUCAGAUCGUGCUCAUCGCCAUCGCCAUGAUGAACCCCCCGUGAUGAUCACAGGCGUUCACGAAAGCCAGAACCAGGCAAAGUUUACGAGAAGCGUUGAUCGCACUACUUUUAGUAAAGAUUAA
Messenger RNA from Penicillium cinerascens, 1071 nucleotides. RefSeq lists its product as uncharacterized. NCBI's taxonomy places the organism in Eukaryota, Fungi, Ascomycota, Eurotiomycetes, Eurotiales, Aspergillaceae. The transcript is spliced from 3 exons. Bases 1 to 1071 code for a protein of 356 amino acids. The record is from RefSeq and is a predicted model, not a curated record.